AUGGAAGAAGAAGAAGAAGCAGGACAACAGCAACAACAGCAGCAGCAGCAACAAGUCAAUGAAAAUUUACCAACAGAACAAACGCGUUGGAUUGCGGGAACGAUAUUAGUUGAAAAAAUCGAAGACCUUUAUGAUUUAGAUGGUUUAAUUAACCACGGAGAAUUCGCUGAUGUAUAUAAAUGUCGAUUGAAGAACCGGCAAACCAUUCGAGUAGUAAAAUGCAUUCCAAAACGUGGAAGUCGAAGAACUCCGCUUAAAAAUGCUUCACAUGUUUUACAACUUGAUCAUCCAAAUCUGGUUGUUCUUCGAGAAAUUCUCGAAUCACAAACACAUAUUUACAUCGUUCAAGACUACAUCAAUGGACCGAAUCUAUUUCAAAAAAUUGCUCGAAUGGAAGUUUAUACAGAACAUGAUCUAUCGAAAUACUGUUCACAAAUCUUGAAAGGACUUGAGUAUCUGCAUGAACAUAAAGUUCAUCAUGGAAAACUUCAUGGUGAGAAUAUUAUCAUUCGUGAAGAGGAAAAAGAAUCGAAAUUGUGUCUUGUCGACUAUGCUUAUGCUAAUAUAUGUACACGUGAUGCAAUCAAUCUACUUGUUAAUGCAACACCAAGCUUUUGUGCUCCUGAGAUCUUACGUGGAGAACCGUAUAGUCCAUCAUCGGAUAUGUGGCAGUUAGGAAUUUUGAUUUAUUUUUGUUUUACUGCUAAGUAUCCAUUUCAUGGCACACAAAAAGAGAUCUUUCAGAAGAUUCUCAAAGGUGCCAUUGAGUAUGACGCACCUGAAUGGGAACAUGUAUCAGUGAAUGGCAAAAGUUUCGUUAAUAAACUUUUGAAAGUCAACGUUCGUGAUCGCCUUACUGUCAAUCAAGCCUUUUCUCAACCGUGGAUUCGCGAGAAAGUUUACCGUUCUGAUACAUUGUCUGAAGCUCAAGCGAAGAUUGCUGCUACUCUACCUGUAGUUCCCGAGAUACAACCAAACGAUCCCGAUGCGGAAAACGAAGAUAACGACACAGAGAUUAACGAAAAUUAA
Molecule: messenger RNA, 1029 nt
Organism: Adineta ricciae
Lineage: Eukaryota; Metazoa; Rotifera; Eurotatoria; Adinetida; Adinetidae
Source: the annotation of a GenBank genome assembly